Molecule: messenger RNA, 228 nt
Organism: Protopolystoma xenopodis
Lineage: Eukaryota; Metazoa; Platyhelminthes; Monogenea; Polystomatidea; Polystomatidae
Source: the annotation of a GenBank genome assembly
AUGCGUAGACGGAGUACUGUUCAUGUCUGUAUUGUCGUCACAAGGUGGAAGCGUCGACGCGAGUCCCUGCGAUCCACUGGACGACAUGUUGGGCGAACCAGGCGACAGCGUCUAGGGGAUCUUCGAAUCGGCCAUUCUGAUGAAUGGCGAUCUGUAGGCAAACGCGGUCCCAGGAUCUGGCUGGAACGGGGCACUGUCGGCGAUGGCGAAACGUGGAAGAAGGCUUAG